AUGGACGUAACGCACUUCAAUGCCACGCGCGACAGCGGCGGCGGGGGCGGCACCAACUCCACGCGGCCGUGGCCGCACGCGGACGUGGCGGCGGCCUUCAUCAUCCUCGUGGUCUCGCUCCUCAUCCUCUUGACCAUCGUUGGGAACGCGCUGGUGAUCGUGGCCGUGCUGACCAGCCGCGCGCUCCGCGCCCCGCAGAACCUCUUCCUUGUGUCGCUGGCGUGCGCCGACGUGCUCGUGGCCGCGCUCGUGAUCCCGUUCUCGCUGGCCAACGAGGUGAUGGGCUACUGGUACUUCGGCAGCGCGUGGUGCGCGCUCUACCUGGCGCUGGACGUCCUGUUCUGCACGUCGUCCAUCGUGCACCUGUGCGCCAUCAGUCUGGACCGCUACUGGUCGGUGACGCGCGCCGUGCGCUACAACCUGAAGCGCACGCCGUCGCGGGUGCGCUGCGCCAUCGCCGCCGUGUGGCUCGUGUCUGCUGUCAUCUCCUUCCCGCCGAUCGUGGUCACGCGCCACGGCGAGGGCGAGUGCCUUCUGAACGACGAGCCGUGGUACAUCCUCUCCUCCGCGCUCGUGUCCUUCUUCGCGCCCGGACUCAUCAUGGUCACCGUCUACUGCAAGAUUUACCGCGUGGCCAAGCAGCGCUCGGCCACCGUGUGCGCGGCGCAGAACGGCACCAUAGCGGCCGCGGUGGCCAAGGCGACGGCGGCGGCGACGAUGCGCUCGGACGGCUGCGCUGCGCGCCGCCGCGCCGCCGACACGGAGAGCGUGAGCAGCUCCGGAAGCGACGCGCGGCGCGAGGAGCUCGACGACAUCGACCUGGAGGAGAGCGGCGUGGGGAGAACGCGAGACAGCGGCAGCGGUGGCGCGAGCACCGCUGGCGGAGGUGGAGGAGGAGGAGGUGGAGGGAGUGGAGGAGGUUGCCGUCGCGCGCCCUGGGCCACCAGCCGCGCGCUCAUUCCAACUCUGCGGCCGCUGCACCAGCCGCCACCUUCCUCGCGCUCGCGCUCGCACCUGGGAGCGUGCCGGAGCAGAGCGGCGCAGCUGCGCGAGAAGCGCUUCACGUUCGUGCUCGCGGUGGUGAUGGGCGGCUUCGUGCUCUGCUGGUUCCCCUUCUUCUUCACGUACAGCCUGCGCGCGGUGUGCGGGGAAAGCUGCGCCGCGCCGGAGGGUCUCUUCAAGCUCUUCUUCUGGAUCGGAUACUGCAACAGCUCCGUGAACCCCAUCAUCUACACGGUCUUCAACAGGGACUUCAGAAAGGCUUUCAAGAAAAUACUGGGCCUCAGCCAACCUGCGCGGACUUGAUGAUCACCAAUGAGUUCCACAGACCACAACCAAAAGGAAACAAAACAGGGCUGGAGGAACAUUCAUAGUGAUGAGGGACCGUAUAUGAUGCUGAAGGAACACACAAAGCCUACACAGUGCUGAGGACACAUAUAGAGGGCUGAGGACACGUACAGAGGGCUGAGGACACACACGGAGGGCUGAGGACACACACAGAGGGCUGAAUUCACUCUUUCGUUAUUGGAUUAAUACAGUUUAAACAGUUCUGCACUUCAUUUACUUUAUUCCAAUGUGCACACUAUUAGUCAAAAGUUUGGACAUACCUAACUGAAUAUGCAUUUUUCAUAAUGAUGCAGAUGCAGAAAAGGAAAACAUGAAAUUUGACAGGCUAUUGGCACCUAUCAUAGGUUGAUUCCUAUGAUUCUGAUUUAUAACACACACACACAGACAGACACACACACACACACAUACACAGUCCUGUGCAAAACUCUAUAGGCGUUAAUAUGCUUGCUUAACCAUUUCCAUCCCUCUUCAACACUCCAGGACGCUCAGCAUUGUAUGUAGCUAUCAUCCAAUACCUGGUUCAGCUAAUCAGUCCUUCAUUAAAGCAAUCAAGUGAGCUGCUGGGGGAAUCUAACAAAUCCAUGCAAUGGUGGGAGUUCACAGAGAAGUCGAUAAAUUAAGCCUGUGCUCUUCUAACCAACAAAUUCUUGCUACUUAUUACUGCAUUUAUGUUGCCUUGGUGCAAUUUACUUAAGUGCCCAAGCAAGACUUGUUUGCAGCAACAUACAUACUUGUAUAGAGGACUCCAAAAGUCUGAGACCUCAUCAAAAAUGUAAAACAAGGACACGUUAUGACGAGUAAAAGGUUCAAGAUUCAAGAUUCGGCACCAUUUCUAAGUAACUACUGAAAUUUAAGCAAUUUUGUGAUACUGACCAUGUUGAGGCCUUGGUAUAAAAGGUCAUUUUUAUUUGUUAUUCAUAUUUUUUUUGGAAUUAUCUCUUCCAUUAAAGUUCGUAUCCAGAAGACUCUCAGGAGGAUUUGAUCUUUGAUCUAGCUUUUACACAAAAUUGUGGA
This is a messenger RNA of Colossoma macropomum (tambaqui), 2361 nucleotides long. It is a transcript of the gene adra2da, whose product is annotated as adrenergic, alpha-2D-, receptor a. The record is from RefSeq and is a predicted model, not a curated record. Lineage: Eukaryota; Metazoa; Chordata; Actinopteri; Characiformes; Serrasalmidae. The transcript has a single exon. Bases 1 to 1305 code for a protein of 434 amino acids. Gene Ontology annotation, cellular component: membrane. Gene Ontology annotation, molecular function: adrenergic receptor activity. Gene Ontology annotation, biological process: adenylate cyclase-activating adrenergic receptor signaling pathway.